Molecule: messenger RNA, 279 nt
Organism: Klebsormidium nitens
Lineage: Eukaryota; Viridiplantae; Streptophyta; Klebsormidiophyceae; Klebsormidiales; Klebsormidiaceae
Source: the annotation of a GenBank genome assembly
AUGUGGGCGGUGCGGAGAUGGCAAAAUCUAGAUUCGAGGCGAGAAUGGAUGAGCAGCGGAACGGAACGGGAAUGCCACCGAAUGACGACAGCGGAAGCCAGCCGGGAUGGGGCGGAGGGUCGAACUAGGUGGGGCGAUGUGGGCGGUGCGGAGAAGCAAAUUCCUAAAACCACAGAGAUACAGGAGCAGCGCCGGAUCAGACGAACCGGAACCGGACGGAAUGAGGACAACGGAAUCCAGCGGGACUGGCAACAGACGGAGGAAUACAACUACAAGUAG